Messenger RNA from Myzus persicae (green peach aphid), 2254 nucleotides. Its product is annotated as peroxiredoxin-like. Gene Ontology annotation, biological process: cellular response to stress; cell redox homeostasis; hydrogen peroxide catabolic process. Gene Ontology annotation, molecular function: thioredoxin peroxidase activity. The transcript has 7 exons. Lineage: Eukaryota; Metazoa; Arthropoda; Insecta; Hemiptera; Aphididae. Gene Ontology annotation, cellular component: cytosol; mitochondrion. Bases 283 to 1002 code for a protein of 239 amino acids. The record is from RefSeq and is a predicted model, not a curated record.
UAAUUACCUCAGGCCUCUGUAUGUAUAUUAUUAUUUUAUCGGUUUUAUUGUCUCUGUGUGAAUCACUAUAGUUACAACACCACUUAUAAUACUGAAAUAUUAUAUUUACAUUUGGUCAUUUCAUUGGGUUCGUGUUUCAUUUUGUUACAUAACUUGAAUAAUAUACCUUUAGUCACAAGUUUAAAUUUUCAGUUUUCGGUUUCCAUAAAUCAUCUUCCUAAACUUAGGAGCCUAAAGUGACGUCGUAUCCGCGGUUGAUAAUCUACUAUUAUAUUGGACAUCAUGUUUAGAAAAUUUGUAUCUACAGUUUCAACAAUUCGCCUCGCACAGCAAAACGUCCAGAACAUUCCAAAGCUUAAACAAAUUGCAAUUACUAAUUCAGUUACACGAUCAUUUUCUACAUCUCCGGUAUCUAAUGUUAAGGUACAAGAACCAGCACCUCAAUUUGAAGGUAAAGCAAUUAUUGAUGGACAGAUAAAAGAUAUCAAAUUAUCAGAUUUUGCAGGAAAAUACUUGGUUUUAUUUUUCUACCCCUUGGAUUUUACAUUCGUUUGUCCAACUGAAUUAGUGUCAUUUAGUGAUCACAUUGAUGAAUUUAAAAAAAUUGGUGUAAAUAUAGUUGGAUGUUCGUGUGACUCACAUUUUUCGCAUUUAGCAUUUGUAAACACCCCUCGAAAGCAUGGCGGUUUGGGUGGUCUGUGUUAUCCACUAUUGUCAGAUUAUAAAAAGGAAAUUGCCAAAGCCUAUGAUGUUCUUAUUGAACCUGAUGGCAUACCACUCCGUGGCCUUUUUAUUAUUGACCCUAAAGGAAUAAUAAGACAAAUUACUAUUAAUGAUCUGCCAGUAGGACGUAGUGUAGAUGAAGUUUUAAGGCUUGUUCAAGCUUUUCAAUUUGUCGACAAACACGGAGAAGUUUGUCCAAUGAACUGGAAACCAAAUGGUCCAACUAUUAAACCAGAUCCAAAACUUUCAAAAGAAUAUUUUAGUAAUGUCAACAAGUAAAUUAUAGUUCAAUACAGAAGUAUUCAAAAAUAAUUUAAAGUAUUUAAAAAUUAACAGGAAUAUUAUUUUAAAAUAAAACAUCAUGGAUUUCGCUUAGUUUGUUUGUACUUUAAGCCUGGGGUUGCAUGAACAACCUGCAAUCACUCAACCAUAGGUGCAAAUCACAUAAAAAUAUCAGGGGGGCUUAAGUACCAAAAAUUUUUUGGAGGAAACAGACCCUCACACACCCCAACAGUACCACACCAUAUAUAAUAUUAACAAAAUACAAAUCAGUAAUCACACAAAUACAUCUAAACAUUUUAUGCUGCAAAACAAAUUUAUUUUAUUUAUUACAAAUGUAAUAAUAAUGUACGCUUAUUUUCAGCAUACUUAUUUAAAAUAAUCUCAUUAUCAAUGACUAUAUCCCUUUCAAUAUGAAUAACUGAUAAGUCCGAUAGUCUUUCCUGACCCAUUGUAGUACGUGUCCAAGAUUUUAUUCUUCGCAUAACUGAAAAGCUCCUUUCACACGAAGCAGAUGAAAUCAGUAAAACUAAGGCAACUUGAAGUAACUUAGAUUUGGAUAAACAGUUUCACUGAUUACCUGUUUUAACUCUUUUAACCCAAAUUUGUCACUAAGUUGAAUCGCACAGUUUCUAGCAACUGUAAUUUCCGACUUUAAACACUCCUUGUUUAUUGAAAACAAAUCCUUUAACAUAGAACCAUUUUAUUAUAUAAAUGUACUUAAUACAUAUGUUGUAAAUGUUCAAUAUGUUUAAAAAUUAUUUCCCGGUUAUUAUGAUAUUAUAUUAUAAUAUAUUUAUAUUUUAUUUGUCAUAGCAGUUUAAUAUAUCCAGAUGUAAACGUAAACUUGAUAUAUUAUAUUAUUAAUUUAUUAAUACAAAUAAUUAAAUAAAUCUGUUUUUGAAUUUUUAAUAAAUUUAAUUAGGUAGGUAUUAUGGAAAUAUUAUAUUAUUAUUAUAUAUAAUAAUAUAUAUUAUAUAUAAGGUAGUAGUACUAUAAGUUAUAAUCACGGGAUUCGGGGUGCUAGCAUUAAAAUUCAGGGUGCUAAGCACCCUUAGCACCCCUGCGAUUUGCGCCUAUGCACUCAACACAUUAUUUAAUUAAAUCAAUAGUAGGAUAACAUAAUUUAGUGGUCCGUUAAACUGUAGUACAAUCCGGUUGAAGAUUAUUAUAAUUGUGUACCAUUUAAAUUUAAUACUUAAAAUGUAACUGGUCAUUUUUAUUUGUUAUAUAAAUAGUGAUUUUGCAACUA